Molecule: messenger RNA, 435 nt
Organism: Colletotrichum navitas
Lineage: Eukaryota; Fungi; Ascomycota; Sordariomycetes; Glomerellales; Glomerellaceae
Exons: 1
Coding region: 165-401 (78 amino acids)
Source: RefSeq, a predicted model, not a curated record
AAAAAAAGGCUUGUGGCGAUCGGAACGCGAGGUUCGUCGGGCACGUGUCGGAAUGUGGGUUUCGCACCACGCGCAAGGCUGAACGAACAGUUGGCGGGGCCGGGUCGGGUCGGUGUUGACAGGGCAAGACAGGCAGGCAGGCGGGCGGGCGGGCGGUGCCAGGGAUGGCUCGUUCAGGCAAGAGGGCCUUUGUUUGCAGGACUUUGUGGGCAAGCGCAGUCCAGUCGUUCCUGGCUGUCGGUUUUUCUGUUCUUUUCUUUCUUCUCGAGCUCGAUCAAGCCUUCUGUGAGUUGCAGCAUCGCUUGAUCGGGGGCCCCAUUGGCUGCGACAUGGCGGACGGUGGAAAAUCAAUGCAGCCGCUGGGGGCCGUGCUUCUCAGCUCCCAGCGCUGGAGGCGAUAGCGUCCCGUCCCACCCUCCCAUCCAUUAUCGACUG